Molecule: messenger RNA, 2011 nt
Organism: Malaya genurostris
Lineage: Eukaryota; Metazoa; Arthropoda; Insecta; Diptera; Culicidae
Product: acyl-CoA Delta-9 desaturase-like
Exons: 6
Coding region: 415-1665 (416 amino acids)
Biological process (GO): unsaturated fatty acid biosynthetic process
Cellular component (GO): endoplasmic reticulum membrane
Molecular function (GO): stearoyl-CoA 9-desaturase activity; iron ion binding
Source: RefSeq, a predicted model, not a curated record
GGACUACGAUUAUUCCGGCUAGUGAUUCCGUGGUGUACAGGUUAUAGGAUUUCUUCCCGGAUUCUCGGGAACUGAACUUGUGAAACUAUUCGAUUUCAGUUAAAGUGCUGUUUUAUACAAGUAUGUGAUAAGGCGAUAACAAAAAAAAAAAACAAUCAAAGGAAUAAAUUCUAACGAAACAAUUAUCAGGAUUCGAAAUUCGGAACAGUGCAAAAGUGCCUAUUUUUUUCCAAGGAAGUGACUAUUGAUUCAAAGAAAUUGACUUAUGAAAUAGUUGCAUACCUGGAAAAGGUGUUCCUGGCAUUCCACAGUGGUGGCAACAAGUUCCAAUUAUUGGUGAUUUGGUGAAGUGUGCAAUUUGGCUUUCUGUAGACAAAUUUCCAAACGAAAGUAGGUGUAUCGCGCCACGGUCUAAUGAUGGCUCCCAACGUCCUCGGGAACACGCUUCUCCUGGCGGAGGCGUGUAUUGCACAAGAAGAUCCAAACAACAACCAAAUCAAAGCAAACAAAUCGAUCUUAAAUGUUAGAACUUCCGAGCCUUUGGCGACAACGCGCGUCCAGACCGACGAGUUCCAAAAGACUGAACAGAAGUCCUUCACCAGUUCCAGCAGCAGCACCACCAGUAGCAGUUCCACCUACCCGAAAAUAUUGGUUUGGCGCAACAUCAUUGCCUUCAUUUAUUUACACUCGGGAUUUCUUUACGGAUUCUAUCUGUUGUUGACUUCGGCCAAAUUCAGUACAUUUCUAAUGGCCCUUGGACUUGGUAUGUUUGGAGCCUUCGGUAUCACCGCUGGGGCACACCGGCUGUGGUCGCACCGUUCCUACAAGGCCAAGUGGCCGUUGCGGCUGAUUUUGAUGCUGUCCCAGACGCUCGCCUUCCAGAACAGUAUCUACGAGUGGACUCGGGAUCACCGCGUGCACCAUAAGUUCACCGAUACGGAUGCCGACCCGCAUAAUGCCCGGCGAGGAUUUUUCUUCUCCCACAUCGGUUGGUUGAUGGUCAAGAAGCAUCCGGAUGUGCGGGAGAAGGGAAAAGCCGUCGAUAUGAGUGAUUUGGAAAAGGAUGCGAUCGUGAUGUUCCAAAAGAAAUACUACGCUGUCUUGAUGCCACUGCUGUGUUUUGUAAUUCCGACCUUUUUGGCACAUCACUACUUGGACGAGACAUUGUCGAACUCUUGGUACGUGGUUGCGAUCUUCCGUUAUGUGCUAUCCCUGAACGGAACUUGGUUGGUCAACAGUGCUGCACAUAUCUGGGGAACUAAGCCGUACGAUAGGAAAAUAUCUCCCACCAAUAGCACCUUCGUAGCGAUUGCAGCUGUCGGAGAAGGCUGGCACAACUAUCACCAUGUGUUCCCGUGGGACUACAAAACGUCGGAAUUGGGCAAAUACAGUACGAACUUCACAACGGCUGUAAUCGACUUCUUUGCGUGGAUCGGCUGGGCGUACGACCUGAAGUCGGUCUCGGAUGAUAUGAUCAAAAAGCGAGUACUGCGAACCGGUGACGGAUCCCAUCCGUACAGUGAGCAACGGUUACGAGAGCAGAUGGUGGAAUACAUUAACAACCUGGAUCACGACAACGAAAAUAUGGUGUGGGGUUGGGACGAUGCGGAUAUGGACGAGACGGACCGGAAGGAAGCCACCGUCAGCAAUCGAAAGGACUUGUGAAUAAGUGAACACAAUCUUUAUACUAGUGUACGGCACCAAGAGACCCCGGAGUGGACUGUUUCAUUAUUCAGUUUUGUUUUUGCCUUUUCAAAAGUAUUUCUUACUUAGAACGAUAGGUUUCACUAGAAAGACUCUUCGCGAUUGUUCUUUUUGUCAGGCACUUUUCUGCUUAGCAUUUAGUUUAAAUUAUUAAUGUUGGAAUAUCAGAAAGGAAGCGUAGUUUAAAUGAAGUUAUAUUUAUUCACUAGUAGGACUUUUUUGCAACAGUCAAGAAAUUCCAAUACAAAAAGUCGCACAAGGAGGUUUGACAUAGAAUAAUUAGUUAAUAAAGAAUAAACCAUUUCGA